Molecule: messenger RNA, 759 nt
Organism: Geodia barretti
Lineage: Eukaryota; Metazoa; Porifera; Demospongiae; Tetractinellida; Geodiidae
Source: the annotation of a GenBank genome assembly
UUUGGGUGAAUUGUAAGCAACAUUACUGGUCAUUUUUGUUUCAGUCACAAAUCCAGAGGCAUCAUUAGCAAAUGUGGUGGUCAGCAUAGGGUAUGAGUAUGAUACACUACUCGGUAGAAUAUAAUCCUGCAACACUUCGUCCGUGUUAUUACUGCUGACACUCACACCGGCAUUAGUAGUGUGAAAGGUAGCCGUUUCAGUGUUUCCUACUAGAGUCUUCUUUUUCUUAUGCCUGAGAUACACAGUCAAGAAGACAAGUGCAAGAGCCACUGCUAUGGUUCCUGUCAAAGCCACAGUCACACCAACGCCAAGGCCAUAUCCUGGAGGACUGAAUUGUGUAGGUACAGGAGGUGGAAUCUUGACCGAUGAGGUUGAGGAUAAAUGCAUUGUUUCAGGAGAGUUAUUGAGUGGUGACAGUGCUGGAGUAGAUCGUUGGAGCUGUACUGGGGUGUCGAUUUUUUUUUUCGUGAGACUUAGUACAAUUGUAUCCACUGAAAAUUGUUCAAGAUCUUUAUGUACCUAUCUCACCUACACCAAUGUCUGUAAUGUUGAAGUAGAGGUGGAGCCAGACUGCUCCCCCUCUGAAUGUUUAAGGAAUCAUAAGGUGAGUUCCUGGAGUUUUCAGUAGACAGAAAGUAGUAUAGUUGGACUGUCGUUUCCUCUGACAAUACAACAAAUCUUUGAGUCAUGUGACUGAGGUCCUCAAAGACUGCCCAGAAUAUCUUCCUGACUUUAUGGGAAUCGAUGUGUCAUACACAA